CAAUCAGCUCCACCAGCCUCAGAACUGCCUGUGGAAACCUGGUGGUGCUUCCGGCUUUGGGGCUGGGAAUGGUGGGAGGAGGGCCCAGAUCCCACUGGAGAUACCCUUUAAUAUUCGGGUCCCAGAAACCAGUCCUACAUCUGGCCAGAGGGACACUGUUUUGUGGCAUUUCUCCGGCUACUACCCAGAAGGAAGAGGGACCCUGGGGCCUAUGUGCCUUGCCCCUGACCCUGGGGACACUCAGCUCAGGCCUGCCCCAGUGGCCACAAGUCAGGGAGGCCGCAAAUUUUUAACUAGACACAUUGAUCAUUAAUAGGGGGUUAGAAAGAGUCCAAACUAAGUCUCACUCUGGGACACAGACCAACUGUGCCUCUGGCCUCCUGCAGAGAUGCUGGGUCCCCAAGUCUGGUCCUCUGUGAGGCAGGGGUUGAGCAGGGGCUUGUCCAGGAAUGUGAGGGGCUGGGCCUCAGGGGAGGGGAAGAAGGUGGACAUUGCGGGCAUCUACCCCCCUGUGACCACCCCCUUCACUGCCACUGCAGAGGUGGACUAUGGGAAACUGGAGGAGAAUCUGCACAAACUGGGCACCCUCCCCUUCCGAGGCUUCGUGGUCCAGGGCUCCAAUGGCGAGUUUCCCUUCCUGACCAGCAGUGAGCGCCUGGAGGUGGUGAGCCGUGUGCGCCAGACCAUGCCCAAGGACAGGCUCCUGCUAGCUGGCUCCGGAUGCGAGUCCACUCAAGCCACAGUGGAGAUGACUGUCAGCAUGGCCCAGGUCGGGGCUGACGCAGCCAUGGUGGUGACCCCUUGCUACUAUCGUGGCCGCAUGAGCAGCGCGGCCCUCAUUCAUCACUAUACCAAGGUUGCUGAUCUCUCCCCAAUCCCUGUGGUGCUGUACAGUGUCCCAGCCAACACAGGGCUGGACCUGCCUGUGGACGCGGUGGUCACACUCUCCCAGCAUCCGAAUAUUUUGGGCAUGAAGGACAGUGGUGGUGACGUGACCAGGAUUGGGCUGAUUGUUCACAAGACCAGGAAGCAGGAUUUCCAGGUGUUGGCUGGAUCGGCUGGCUUCCUGAUGGCCAGCUAUGCCUUGGGAGCUGUGGGGGGCGUGUGUGCCCUGGCCAAUGUCCUGGGGGCUCAGGUGUGCCAGCUGGAGCGACUGUGCCUCACAGGGCAAUGGGAAGACGCCCAGAAACUGCAGCACCGCCUCAUCGAGCCAAACACGGCGGUGACACGGCGCUUCGGGAUCCCAGGGCUGAAGAAAACCAUGGACUGGUUUGGCUACUACGGAGGCCCCUGCCGCGCCCCCUUGCAGGAGCUGAGCCCCGCUGAGGAGGAGGCACUGCGCAUGGAUUUCACCAGCAAUGGCUGGCUCUGAGGGCAGGCAGCAUCCAUGGCUGGCCUGAGCCCAUCUCAGCCUCCUGCCUUGCACCUGCAGCCUGAAUCGGAGAGCGCAGUGGGGGGAUAAGGGGAGCGGGUGGUGGGGAGUGGGUAGAGGAUCCUUUGCCUACUCGGGUCUUCCAGCCAGCCUUUCACAGGCACGCUCAUGCACACCUCUUAUUCUCAUGGCCCCUGACUUCUCUCUCCCUUUUAUAUCCUAAACUGUCUCUCUGGUCUGAAGACUGAGAAAGAGCAAUUUCUCAAUUUGUCCUUCUACUGUGGAUGCUUUCCUAUGCCCUGAGGCACAGGAAGUUAGAAAGGAAGGCCAGAGGGGUACUUAGGCACAGUAAGGGAAUUUUUUUUUUUUUUUUGAGACAGAAUUUUGCUCUGUCACCCAGGGUGGAGUGCAGUAGGGCGAUCUUGGCUCACUGCAACCCUGCCUCCUGGGUUCAAGUGAUUCUUCUGCCUCAGCCUCCCGAGUAGCAGGGAUUACAGGCAUGCGCCACCACACCCAGCUAAUUUUUGUAUUUUUAGUAGAGAUGGAGUUUCCCCAUGUUGGCCAGGCUGGUCUCAAACUCCUGACCUCACAUGAUCCACCCACCUCAGCCCCUCAAAGUGCUGGGAUUACAGGUGUGAGCCAUUGUGCCCGGCUGGGCAUUUCUUUUAUCAAAGUGGGGACUACUUAGACUUGAGGCUUCAAACCUGAGUCUAGCGUAGUGCAGCUGGAAGCCAGGGCUACUCUUACAAACCUAAGUUCUGACUCCUUCCAGGGAAGCAUCAGCUUAGGAAACUUGAUCAGGAAAGUGUCACUGGUCUUUGAAAGGACUCUUUACCACCCCCCCUCCACCCCAGCCCUUCCCUCCACACUGCAAGAUGCAUGCCAGCCACAAUGCCCUUUUUUCUAAGUCUAUUUUCAUUCAUUUCCUAUUUUGGUCUCUAGCCUUGAUUCCAACCAUUGCAUGCGUGGAGACAGCCCAGUGGCUUGUCAGAUUGGUAAAUAAUGACACCUGGUGGAUAAAUGUUACAUUCUAGAAGACUAUUCUGGCCAGCCUAAAUCUGAAACAGUAAGGGGACUUGGCCUGAGACAGGGCCAUCCUCUUGCCUCCAGGUACUCUGCUUUUGUUAUUAAAAAUAAUCACUGUGUUACUAUAAUAAAAUUUAACAGGUAAAAUUA
This is a messenger RNA of Cebus imitator (Panamanian white-faced capuchin), 2548 nucleotides long. RefSeq names its product 4-hydroxy-2-oxoglutarate aldolase 1 (gene HOGA1). Gene Ontology annotation, biological process: N-acetylneuraminate catabolic process. Bases 389 to 1372 code for a protein of 327 amino acids. NCBI's taxonomy places the organism in Eukaryota, Metazoa, Chordata, Mammalia, Primates, Cebidae. Gene Ontology annotation, molecular function: N-acetylneuraminate lyase activity; 4-hydroxy-tetrahydrodipicolinate synthase activity. The transcript is spliced from 7 exons. The record is from RefSeq and is a predicted model, not a curated record.